Molecule: messenger RNA, 420 nt
Organism: Fonsecaea nubica
Lineage: Eukaryota; Fungi; Ascomycota; Eurotiomycetes; Chaetothyriales; Herpotrichiellaceae
Exons: 3
Coding region: 1-420 (139 amino acids)
Source: RefSeq, a predicted model, not a curated record
AUGGACGCAUCGAACGAAGUGAAUCCCGAUGCGGGCUGGCAACCAAAUGGGCGCCCCCAGUCAACAAUUGCCCUUGACUUCUCUGCUACACUGGACGACCUUUUCAAGCUCAACGGUAUUGGCGCACUGGAGGAAGCUGUGGUUCAGAAACAAGACACUGUCCUUUCUCAGAGAUACGAACUCGAGACGCUAGAAACCAAACUGCGUGAAGCAGAUGAAAAGCUGAAACGACUUGAAGCAAAGCACAGACGACAGCAGAGUACAGUCAUCACCAAACGGAAACCCGUGUCUGCCAAUGCUUUCGGCCUCGCGGAUAAUGAAACGGAGGAAGACAGCUCCGGCGACAGUGACGGCCAACAAGGCCGAUCUCCUUCGUCGGCGAGGGCAGAUGGCCCCGGAUACAACAACUCGCGAACAUGA